CCAAUUUUGAUAAUUGAACUCAUGAGGGUCACCCGCCUGCGAGGGCUGCUCGGUCACUCUGCACCAUCUUGUGUACACGCCGCUCGACGUGCUGGAACAGCCAAGCCAAACUGCUGCACCGCACCUGUAGAGAAAGGCACAAUAGAAACGGUAAUGGAGCCCAUCAUACAGCGGCUGGACCAUGACGCGGCCAACCAAACUGAAGUGGCCGGAUGCCUCGAGGUCAUAGCAGAGGCUUUCGCCCCCAUGCACAAUACUCCCAUGUACGUGGAGGACCCGGGGGCGCACGGCCACGCCUUCUGGCGCUCCAUGGCCCAGGAAAUCCUGUACGGGCUGAAGCCCAACCCCCAGCACCCGCCGCUCUACGUCAUACCUGACCGGGCACCCCAAGCAGCAACGGCGUCAGCCGGCAACAGCCACCACUCAUACCAACAGUCCCAGCCGCACCAGCCCCAGCAGCAGCCCCAGCUCCAGCCCCAGCAGCUGCCGGCCGCGGCGGCGCUGGCCUACGUGUGGCGGCCGGACGUGGGCGCGUUCAACAUGCCGGCCACUGAGGCCAUGCUGAGGGCGGAGGCCGUGCCGGACUGGGAGGCGUGCGGCGAGCUGUGGCACCGGCUGCUGCUGGAGGUAUACCAGCAGCACGGCGAGGUCAUCAAUGUCGACUUCAUCGCCGUGCGGCCGCGGCACCAGCACGGCAGCGGCGGCCACGGCCGCGCGCUUCUCGCUGCCAUCCUGGCUGACGCCGACGCGGCCGGGCGGGCGGUGUUCCUUGCGGCAUGCGGGCCCACCAAUGCGGCGUGGUACGAGCGGCACGGGUUCGUGCUUCGGCACCACUACACGUGUGAGCUGCCCGGAGUGCCGGGGCACGCGGACCUGAGCUUCCAGGUGCGGCCACCGCGGCCGUUGGCAGGGAAGGAGCGGGAGCAGCGGUAGGGGCAGGGAGCAGGCCAGGGAGCAGGCGAGGAGGCGGCUGGGGAGCAGAUUGGCCUGGGGCAGGGAUGCGCGGCAUAGCAUGUCAGCACUGGGCGGAUUACCCAUACGUAUAAUAUCACUUCAUUGGUGCAAGGAGCUGUUGUCGUUGUGUUGGCUGAGCCAUCGUCAAGGGUCAGUCCGAGUGCGGUCUGUUAUGAGUGUCGUGCCGACCGCGCGUUGUGGGACGCCACGUAGCAGCAUUAGCCAGGUUGGAGGAGUGUCCCUAUGGGGGACUUGUAAAGUGCCGACAUGGUGUACAGUACGUUGUACAGCAGCACUGACUUAGUGAUUGUCGAUUCGGGCCGCUUUUGUUGACUGUUGAACUGACUGGUUCGUUGCUAGGGGCAUGAGCUGUGUGAGAAGCGUGCCCAACGCGCUUGGGGUGAACAGGACAUCUGAAGUCAAACAUGUGAACGCCCAAGCUUUAUGCAUGGUCAGGAGUGACGUGAGCCAGCAAGGUGUGACAGCACAGAACAAUAAAAGCUUGCGGAAUACCGUAGCGUAGUUGUUUAUGUGCCAUGCGCAUCUGUAGCCUGUAGGUGCUGCCUGGGUACCAGGCUGAUGAUAGGGAGAUAAGUCAGUAACAGUGAGGCCCUAGUGCCGAUUCUGGUUAGAAUGAGCUGCUUGUGCGCAGCAAGUGUAAAGGCGAGGGCGGAUUGGAAAUGGGCGGGCCUUCGCCCUGCGGGUGGUGUUGCUCAAGGUGUUGCGGGUGUUCGGAUGCCCCGCCCCGUGCACUGCACGAAUGAGAACCUCUUUGCGGACCACUCCGGUUUUAGCGGUCGCACGUGGAAUGGGCCAGUUGGGGCGUGUGGAGAGGCGUGGCAGUGUGGCUAGGGGUCAGGGAGCGGCACCAGUGCGGGCACAUGAUGUGUGAUUGAGGUUGGCCAUGUAAUUGCCGUGCCAUACUUGCAUACUGUUCUGUUUGAUGUCACAGCACUGUAACUGUGAUGCAGUUAUUUGUUUGAGUUUGAGACACAUUCGAACACUGCGGACUGGUCGAGUGCGACAACGCCCUGUCCAUGUGCAUG
Messenger RNA from Chlamydomonas reinhardtii, 2000 nucleotides. RefSeq lists its product as uncharacterized. NCBI's taxonomy places the organism in Eukaryota, Viridiplantae, Chlorophyta, Chlorophyceae, Chlamydomonadales, Chlamydomonadaceae. The record is from RefSeq and is a predicted model, not a curated record. The transcript has 3 exons. Bases 154 to 933 code for a protein of 259 amino acids.